This is a messenger RNA of Uranotaenia lowii, 1848 nucleotides long. RefSeq names its product actin-interacting protein 1 (gene flr). Gene Ontology annotation, cellular component: cortical actin cytoskeleton. The annotation marks the transcript as partial. The record is from RefSeq and is a predicted model, not a curated record. NCBI's taxonomy places the organism in Eukaryota, Metazoa, Arthropoda, Insecta, Diptera, Culicidae. Gene Ontology annotation, molecular function: actin filament binding. Gene Ontology annotation, biological process: actin filament depolymerization; locomotion; sarcomere organization. The transcript has 2 exons.
AGUCAGCAGAAGCCAUCGAUCUUUACGUGUGUGCGGUAGUCGAAGAAAAUUUCUGCCAAAAAAGGAAACGUCUCCGAUUUGAGUGUUGAAUACUGCCCCGGUAAGCCAACCGAUCGUAUCUUCCGUUCUUUUUAUCGGUGAAAUUUUGAUUAAACUAGUGGAAUAAAAGUGAACGCUUGUGGUAUCGGAACUGUAUUUCGGUGUACCGUUGUUUAAAAGUGUUAUCGGAACCCGGCGCUAUUGGAUUUUGAAACCUAUUUCGAAAGUUUCGUCUGGUGUCGUCGGCUAGUCUUCAUCAACAUGGCCUAUUCGAAUAAAUUCAUCUAUUCCUCCCUGCCCCGGACACAGCGUGGUCAACCCAUCGUUCUGGGGGGCGACCCCAAGGGAAAGAACUUUCUUUACACCAACGGUCACUCGGUCAUCAUCCGGAACAUAGAAAGCCCGGAAAUCGCCGACAUCUACACGGAACACUCGUGUCAGGUGAAUGUGGCGAAAUAUUCGCCGAGCGGCUUCUACAUCGCUUCCGGUGAUCAGUCGGGCAAGAUUCGCAUCUGGGACACGGUCAACAAAGAGCAUAUUCUGAAGAAUGAAUUUCAACCGAUCGCCGGUCCCAUCAAGGACAUCAGCUGGUCACCGGACAGCCAGCGAAUCGUGGUCGUGGGCGAAGGUCGCGAGCGAUUCGGACAUGUUUUCAUGGCUGAGACGGGAACAUCGGUCGGUGAAAUUUCCGGCCAAUCGAAACCGAUCAAUUCGUGUGAUUUCCGGCCGGCUCGGCCAUUCCGGAUUGUGACCGGUUCGGAAGACAACACCAUCGGCGUUUUCGAGGGUCCUCCAUUCAAGUUCAAAAUGACCAAACAGGACCACACGCGGUUUGUGCAGGCUGUGAGAUAUUCUCCCAGCGGUCAUCUGUUUGCAUCAGCUGGUUUCGAUGGAAAGGUCUUUUUGUAUGAUGGAACAACGUCGGAAUUGAAAGGCGAAAUUGGGUCGCCGGCUCAUGGUGGUGGUGUUUAUGGAGUCGCCUGGAAGCCUGACGGAACCCAACUGCUGACCUGUUCUGGUGACAAAACAUGCAAGCUAUGGGACGUCGAAACUCGUGAAUUAAUUUCAGAAUUCCCUAUGGGAACGACAAUCGACGAUCAACAGGUAUCCUGUCUUUGGCAAGGCGAUCAUGUCUUAUCGGUCUCUCUCUCAGGAUUUAUCAACUACCUCGAUGUUAACAACCCAACAAAACCAUUGCGCAUAGUUAAGGGACAUAAUAAACCAAUCACUGUGGUGACGCUUAGUGAAGACCGCAGCACUAUCUAUACGGCGAGCCACGAUGGUGCAGUUACGAACUGGAACUCGGGAUCGGGAACCAACGAUCGCAUCUCCGGUGUUGGUCAUGGAAAUCAGAUCAAUGACAUUCGCGCUUCAGGAGAUUUUGUGUACACAGCCGGAAUCGACGAUUCGAUUAAACAGAUCAGUAUUGAGGGCAAUCGGUACACUGGUAUCGAAUCGAAGCUAAGCUGUCAGCCUCGUGGAAUGGAUAUUCUGAAGGAGGGCAACAUUGCGGUGGUUGGCUGCGUGAAGGAUGUGACAGUACUGCAGGACAAUCGGAAGGUCAGCUCAAUUCCGAUUAGCUUCGAGUCUAGCUGCGUGAGCAUCAAUCCGGAAACGCUGGAUGUGGCCGUGGGUGGUGAUGAUCAUAAAGUACACAUUUACAGUUUGAGUGGCACCACGCUCAGCCCGAAGCUCGAGCUGGAACAUCUAGGGCCGGUCACCGAUUGCAGAUACUCACCGGACAACAAACUGCUGGUGGCGUGCGAUGCCAACAGGAAAGUCAUCCUGUACAGUGUUCCUGAGUAUAAG